AUGGCAGCUUGUAACCAUUGUGGGAGGAAAUUAGGGGGAGAGAGUAGUAAUGGGACUAAACAUUUGCUUGCUCAUGUGAAAAGAUGCCCAGUAAUAAAGGAACAACUUGCCAUGAAUCCUAAUCCUAAUGCAAGUCCUUCAGUCACAACUUACAAUUUUGAUCCUGAACUAGGGAGAAAAAAGAAUACAAUUAGGUCUGAUAUUUUGAAAAUGUACAAGGUUGAGAAGGAGAAAUGUAGCCAAAUUUUGGAGAAGAAUAGAAGUAGAAUAGCUAUAACCACUGAUAUGUGGACUGCCAAUCAUCAAAAGAGGGGAUAUAUGACUGUGACAGCUCAUUUCAUAGAUGACUCUUGGAAGUUGCAUAGUAGGAUUAUAAGUUUUAAGUAUGUACCAUGCCCACAUGAUGCUGUAACACUUACUGAUACAUUGAGUUCGUGUUUGUCUGAAUGGAAUAUUGAAGACAAGAUUAGUACAGUGACUGUGGAUAAUUGUACAACUAACGAUCCAAUGAUUCCACUUUUGAAGGAAAAAUUUAAUUCUAACUGUUUCAUUUUAAAAGGAAAGUUACUUCACAUGUGUUGUUGUGCACAUAUUUUGAAUCUUAUUGUCAAGGAUGGCUUGUCUGUUAUUGGUGAUAGCAUUGACAAGAUUCGAGACAGUGUUGCUUAUUGGUCGGGCACACCAAAGAGGUAUGAGAAAUUUGAGGACACUACUCGUUCUCUUGAAGUGACAUGUACUAAAAAGUUAUCACUUGAUUGUCAAACAAGGUGGAAUUCAACAUACUUAAUGCUCAACAUAGCUUUAUUGUACAAUAGAGUAUUUGAACAAUUAAAACUACGUGAUUCAAGAUAUGUUAGAUAUGCGCCAUCAGAAGAUGAUUGGAUUAGAGAUCAAAAAUUGUGUGACAAGUUGGAAGUGUUUCAUGAGGUGACAGAGUUGUUUUUAGGAACCAAGUAUUCUACAGCUAAUCUUUUUUUCCCAAAGAUGUGUCAAAUUAAAAUGAGAAUUAAAGCAUGCAUGACACUAGAUGAGCCCUUUAUUAGGGACAUGGCAACUCAAAUGAUGUCUAAGUUUCAAAAGUAUUGGGAAGAGAUUCAUGGGCUUAUGAAUGUGGCUGUUGUUUUGGAUCCAAGGUAUAAGUUUAUGUUGAUCGAAUAUUAUUUUCCUACCAUUUAUGGAAAUGAUCAAUAUGAGAUUGAAAUUGAGAAGGUCUGCAAGCUUUGUUAUGAGCUACUAGAAGAGUACAGUUCUAAGUUUCCUACUCUUCGAGAAAGAAGUCAGCAAAUGGAUAGUGUAUCAGCAUCUUCUCAAACACAAAUAGAUGAUCUAUCUAACUUUGACACAUAUGUUAUAGUUGCAUAUGGUGUAGAGAAUGUGAAGUCAGAUUUAGAACUCUAUUUGGAAGAGAAAUUGAUACCUAGGACUGAUGAGUUCUUUGAUAUAUGCAAUUAUUGA
Messenger RNA from Humulus lupulus (European hop), 1455 nucleotides. RefSeq names its product zinc finger BED domain-containing protein RICESLEEPER 2-like. Lineage: Eukaryota; Viridiplantae; Streptophyta; Magnoliopsida; Rosales; Cannabaceae. The record is from RefSeq and is a predicted model, not a curated record. The coding region runs from base 1 to 1455 and encodes 484 amino acids. The transcript is spliced from 2 exons. Gene Ontology annotation, molecular function: DNA binding.